Sinocyclocheilus rhinocerous is the source of this 1739-nucleotide messenger RNA. Its product is annotated as coiled-coil domain-containing protein 81-like. Gene Ontology annotation, cellular component: microtubule organizing center. Bases 100 to 1221 code for a protein of 373 amino acids. The record is from RefSeq and is a predicted model, not a curated record. The transcript has 8 exons. Lineage: Eukaryota; Metazoa; Chordata; Actinopteri; Cypriniformes; Cyprinidae.
CUCAGCAUCGCGACAGUAAAGAGCAGCGCUGCAGAUGCGAGUCUGGACCGAGCGUGCCGUGACCACAGACGGGCCGGACAGGAGCUGUGUUACGUCUGCAUGCAGCGAGCGCAGAGAAACCUUCCUUUAUACCAGUCUGAUGAGAGCAGAGCCGAGCGCGAGCAAGAACGAGUGUUAAUGCUUCAAGAACAUCAGAAAGACCUGCAGUAUUUCCAGAAAGAAGAGAUGGACAGACAGAAGAAGCGGGAGGACAGUCAGAAGCUGGCGGCGUUUAAUCUGGCCGCUGCAGAAGCUCAGAGACGCAGGAAAGCGCAGGCAUACAGCCAAUCAGACGGCUCGUACAUCUUCGUGGUUCGAGCCUGCAGCGCAGACUGUCUGCCGCAGCAGAGACGCUACAUGCAGGAGGCAGCCAGACGCAGACAGACGCAGACGGAGCUGAUGCAGACGGAGCUGAUGCAGGAGGCAGCCAGACGCAGACAGAUGCAGACGGAGCUGAUGCAGACGGAGCUGAUGCAGACGGAGCUGAUGAAGGAGGCAGCCAGACGCAGACAGAUGCAGACGGAGCUGAUGCAGACGGAGCUGAUGCAGGAGACAGCCAGACGCAGCCAGACGCAGACGCAGACGGGCAGACUGCAUCUGCUGCAGCUCUCAGAAGAGAUCGCAUUAGAAAAAUCUCAGCAGCUUCAUGAGAAACACGAGACGGCCAAGAAGUACCGAAAGGCACUUGAAGCACAAACGGAUCGCCGCUGUUCAGAAAUCUCUCCGCGUUUCGACGCGCGGCCCGUGUUUGGACUGAUGGACUCCAGUCCGGCGGCUUUAGCGGAGCAGAGACGGAGAGCGCAGAACAUCUCUGAAGAGCUGAUGAAUACAGCCAACCAGAGGAGGAGAGAAACGCUGGAGAAGCGCUUGAACGAGCAGAAGAGAGAAAGAGAAAUGAUGCAGAGAGACCUCAAAGAAAUGUUAGACGAGCGAAUCCAUCGUUACGAGAAGCUGCGUCUCCUGCGGGCCGCGUACGAGGAGAGCUGGCACCGCAGCGCCGACCUCAAACACCAGCGAGACCGAGAGGAACUCAACAGCAGGAGGUUCGGUGGUCAAACUCUGACAGAACAACUGGGAAAAUAUGAGCGAUGCAGUCAAUGCAAACGCAGCACCGCCAACCGCAGCGAGAGCAACGUCUUCAGAGACACGAAUUAUGUGACUGGAGCUCGACUGAUGCUGUAGACCUCGGAUUUCAACUCAGAUAAUAAAGAUGAGCAAAAUAAGUGUAUGCUUCCUCAUCCACAUUUACAGCAAACUGAGAGCAUCUGCUGUGUUCGUUUACACAGAGAUGAAUCACAUUGUGUUUAUUCUUCAGCACUGAUCUCAUCACAGCCGCAUUUCAACAUCAGCGAAGAUGAAGAAUGUGACGCGAAUGUGCAGAUGCAGAUUUUGUUCUUAUCUGAUAUGUUUUGAGCAGAACUUUAAAUGCGCCUUCAGCCGUAGAACAUGAUAUUGAGAUAUUUUGAUAUUCAUAGAUCCACAAACGCUUUGUUCUCUGUUUGCAGAAUUUUCUCAGAAAAUGAAUUCUUUGGAAAGAGAUGAAAGUUUUCUGCAUGUGAUUCAUCAGUAUAAAAGACGUGGUGGAGAAUGUGCCAUGAUGCUCCAUUAGUUCAUAUUUAACAACAUAUAAUGUUCUUGUAUCAUGACCAGUGCACACCUUAGAUGCGAUUCAGUGUUUAACAUUGACGCUGUGAGCUUUC